Aspergillus steynii IBT 23096 is the source of this 220-nucleotide messenger RNA. RefSeq lists its product as uncharacterized. The coding region runs from base 18 to 194 and encodes 58 amino acids. Lineage: Eukaryota; Fungi; Ascomycota; Eurotiomycetes; Eurotiales; Aspergillaceae. The transcript has a single exon. The record is from RefSeq and is a predicted model, not a curated record.
UCACGUGGACCAGACCCAUGUCCUCUUGGCGAAGCGAGCUCGUAAAUAUCCACAGAGGAACGGAGACACCGGCCCCAGACUGGCCGGAAGAAAAGGAAAAAGGCACGGGACCAAGAAAUUCCUGGACCCCGGACAAAAGGAGAUUGCAUCCUUCGUAUCAGUGGAUAUUAUGUUGGAUAUACGGAGUGGUAUAGGAAUUCUGUGCUAAGUUUAUGUUUAG